This is a messenger RNA of Symbiodinium natans, 1017 nucleotides long. The record is from the annotation of a GenBank genome assembly. NCBI's taxonomy places the organism in Eukaryota, Dinophyceae, Suessiales, Symbiodiniaceae.
AUGUCCAAGCCCUACAGCACCUUCCAAGGCGCUUACGCAAGGCAGAGCCAGUCCGCUGGCAUGUCCCCUCGGAUGGCGGAUCCCGAGAGCAGCUUCAGCUUUGGAAAGCGCAAGCGCUUGAAUGUUGUAUCGAUCCUGCUCAACGUCCUGGCCCCGUGGCUGGUCUUCUGCGGCGUCUUCGCCGCGAUGUCCUUCAAGACCCAUCACUCCAGCCCGGUCCUGGCCUGGCUUGCCGUCGUUGCAGGCCUGGUGCUUGCCGGAGGAGCAGGCAUCCUCGCACGCAGGACCAAGAUGCAGGACCAGGAUCCUACUUGGUACACCUUCGCAGCACUUGCGCUGGGCGUGGCCACCAUCUCCGCGGCAGUCCUGGGAGACAUGAACUAUUGGUACAACAUGCAGCCGUACUAUGACAUCGAGAACAUCAACACCUACCCCUCUGUGAAUCCCGCACGGGAGAAGGGCCAGCAGUUGAUGGACGCUGGGCGCGUGUAUUUCGAAGAUGGCACUGGGUUGGACACCUCCAAGGCCAUGGCUUUCCGGAACCUCGACAGGUACUGCGUUGCGCCCAUCGUCUUUGGACAGGAGCCCCUGGCCUCCUAUGAUUUCUGGGCUGUCGGCGUGAACUGCUGCAGCGGCACCACUGCCGACUUCCGUUGCGGCGAGUUUGACAACCCCAAAGCUCGCUCCGGCUUGCGACUGAUGCGCGAAGACCAGCGACCCUUCUUCCGCCUGGCUGUGCAGCAGGCCGAGGCCGACCUUUGCAGAGGUUUCCUGUCUUUUCUGUCGAUACGGGUUGGGCUACGCGGCUUCUGUGGACCCGACGAGGCGGCGUACAACAUCAAGUCCAACCACCCGCUUUUCUUCUAUUGGAUGCAGGAUCCGGUUGCAGAGGUCCUGAAGUACCGCAGCGACGGCUUCAAGUAUGCGCUCAUCGCGAUCUCCACCUUCUUUGCCUUCAACAUUCUGUGCGUCGUUGGGUCUGUCUUUGCCUUCUCCAAGCUCAGCCACGAGUUCUGA